Messenger RNA from Struthio camelus australis, 3314 nucleotides. It is a transcript of the gene CD86, whose product is annotated as CD86 molecule. Gene Ontology annotation, cellular component: external side of plasma membrane. The record is from RefSeq and is a predicted model, not a curated record. Gene Ontology annotation, biological process: cellular response to lipopolysaccharide; T cell costimulation; positive regulation of T cell proliferation. Lineage: Eukaryota; Metazoa; Chordata; Aves; Struthioniformes; Struthionidae.
AGUCCUCUCAUGGCAUAUCCUAUCUGCAGUGAUCUUGCACUGCAUUGUCUUCUUUGUAAAACAGAGAUCCAUCAUGGCAUGCUUAAGGCUGUGAAGCCCACAGUAAUAUUUACAUCAGUCAAUGGGAAGAGCAUCAUGGAGGUGUGUAUAUUCUUCCUUCAGCUGAUGAUACUUCUUCCAGGUAUCGCUGCCAGUGUGCAUCAGGUGAAGUCAUUUCUCAAUCACACCGCAUACCUAUCCUGCUAUUUUCCAAACUCCCAGAAAACUGACAUCAAGGACUUAAGAGUUUUUUGGCAAAAAGGUGCCGUUGAGGUGGUGCACGAAGUAUCCUAUGGCCAGGAAAAACAUGAGAACCUUAGUCCUAAAUAUGUAAAUCGCACCAAGAUGGACAUGGACAGAUGGACCUUGCAAUUGCUAAACGCAGGGAUUGUAGAUGAAGGACGAUAUACAUGUAUUAUACAGCACAGAGAGAAAGGAUUGCCAAAGGUCAUACACACAUCUGAGUGCUCACUACACAUCAUUGCCAACUAUAGUCAACCUGAGAUAGCACAGCUGCAUACUGGGGAACUAAAGCCCAACAAAUACUUGAAUCUUUCCUGCUCUUCCAGCGGGGGCUAUCCAGAGCCCAGGCAGAUGAUUUGGCUAAUAUCGCAAGAAAAUACAACAUACAGAGUUAUACGGCACAUGGAUUUGUCACAGGAUGCUGUAACAAAGCUGUACAAUGUUACCAGCAAGCUGAAUAUCACAGUUCCUACAAACACCCUCACUAAUAUUAGCUGCUUGCUUCACCUUGGAGAGCACCUGGGGAGCCUUGUCUCAGUGCCACUAGGCAUAGAGAUACAGGGGGAAGAAAUGGAACAAGUGAAGAUAAAUUUCUUUGGCCCACUUAUAGCUGUGAUUAUAGUGGUCAUACUUCUUCUGGGUUUUGUGAUAUUGAGGAAGAAGAUAAAUAUCUCAUCUACCCGACCAGGUGUCAGCCUAGCAGUCUAGAAGCUAUCCAACUGUGAACUGAGGCCAACCACCAGACUGCUAACUGGGAAAUGUCUCUGCACUUAGCAAGGCCUGGGAUCCCGUAUUUUCAGAUACUCUGUCCAGUGCCAGAACAAGACUCCUCUUCAGGUAUUAGAACAACAUGCAACAUUUUUGUCUGAUGGCUGAAAUCCACUCUACAGUGUGCCCUGCUUUGGUUUUGCUACAGAAUACGCAAAUUGGUAGCAAAUAUGGUGUUCUGCCUGUCUGCAUGACUUUCUUUUAUCCUUUUGCAACACUCUGCUGAUCCACACAAAAGAUAACAAGCACAUUACGCCACAGCAGCCGCUUGGUUUGGCUGGCAAUGCCCCUUGCACAAAGGAUUUAAUGGGCUCUUUGGUCAAACAAUUGCCAAUGCCCACCUCAGUCUUCUGCGUUACUCAUUGACCAGCACCUGAACAUUCCUGGCUCCUGGUGCAGUUAUUCCAUCUGCACUCCUGCCAACUCUUGGGUAGACCACCUUGGAGAUUUUGGACCCAGUGGUUUGUUUCAUUGCCAUGGGGACUAACGUGUUUUUUGCCUUCUCCUAUGAUUCCACUCAGAAAUGAAGAGUUCUUCAUUUCUUAACUUAGGGAACCUAUUAAAUCUAGAGAGAAGAGGUGAAGUCUAGCAAAACCUUGCGAUCCACAUCCCACAAGAAAAGAAAACUUUCUCCAGACACAGAAAGAUACAAAGGCACAGUAUAUUUAGCAACUGGACAGGAAGGAAGAUGAUGAUGUCCGAAAGGCAGAAAUCUUAGCACUUUGUCAAGGGUAACAAAUACCAGAGAGGUGCAGCAGGCAGCUGCUCCAACUAGCAUGUGGACAAAAUCUCCUCUUUUCCUUUUUGCUGGAACUCCUUCACAGACUUGACAGGACCACAGAAGACUUUGCUAUAUAUUAACCAGCCCUAUUCAACGUUGUGAUCACCUGAUAUGGUCUCCUUCUUCACCUGAAGGACACCAGCAGUGAGUAUCACUAGCUAAGUGUCAGUAUUUUGAGGGCAGGAGCUUUGGAAAAUCCAGAGACUGCAUAAGGAGAAGCCGUUUAAAAAUCAAAGCAUCCCCCAAGCCAGUGCAGUUCUUCAGAUGGAUGGCUUGGUUUGAUCCUUGUGACUUUUUGCUGUAUCUUUAAUUAUGCACGGUGAUAUUGUAAAAUCUUGACUGUAAGACCUGAUGAAGAAAGCAGAGCUUUGUGGGAUACAGAAAGGAAUAUCUCAGAAAGAAUUAGGCCACAGUCUUCUGAAUCAUAACCUUCACUGGAAAUAUGAUCAGAAGUAAGCUCUUAGUCAUGAGCCAUAAACACUUUUGGCAGAGCCAGAGUGGCUUCGUGGCACUAACUUUCUUGCACAGCUCCACGGUAGAAAGAAGAACAUCAGGGCCCCUCCCUACCUUCUGAGAAAGGUUGUGCACUUCCUAUCAGGCAUUUGAAAUGAUACAUCAGCUGAUUCAAAGACUUUCUUUGAAUAUAAUUUCUAGUUAUUUUAACUUUUUUUUUUUUUACCAUCCAACUUAAUAUGGCAGAUAGUGAGUACGGUACCUCCCCACUUUGUUCCUCUGUAUUCUGACCAAGUUGUUCAGAUGGAUACAGGGACAGGAAAUGAAAGCAUGAGGGAUCACUUGUAUGUAUGUAAGCCUAAACAAACAAAAUGAAGUUAAGUAAAUAUUGAAAAAAUAUUAUAGAAGUAGGCCAUGUUCCAGUUUGGUUGGCUACAUUCUCCAUUUCUUAAUUUUGCUUCAAUGUUUGAAGAUAAAGCAAUCCCUACACUAUAGUAAUCUCAACUACAGGAUAUAGUUAUACCCUUCAGAAUAGAUUCUCUGUUUUACUAAAAAUGUGCCAGUUUUGCAAUCUUGAACAAUCUCUGCACUGUAUCUCCUUCAACACCAGUGACAUCUUUCAGGAGGAAGAAUGCAGCAGAAAUGAGACAAAAAACUUCUGAGGUCUUGUUUUCCUUUGUAGGCAUCACGUUUGCAACAAGAGCAGGGACUUGUUCCCAGGACAAGGGACAUUCUCAUGACACAAAGACUCAUUCUCAUGACAUGAUUCUCACAUUCUCAAGACAAGUUUCAGCUCAGAGUUUCAUUUGGAGGAGAUAAAUCCUCUACAGUUUCUACUUGGUAUAAAUAUUUUCUCUUAAAUGAUGAUGUGAGUUGCUAGAUGCUAUCUCAAAUUUUACUCCACUUUCAUGGUGGUUGAGAAAAUCUGCAUGUCCUUUUGAGUGAGUAAAACAAUUUGGGAGUCAGUUUAUUAAGCUAUUACACUAACAUUCCAAAUAUUUUCAUUCAGAUUAAUAUCAUUCAAAUUUUA